Cladocopium goreaui is the source of this 3018-nucleotide messenger RNA. NCBI's taxonomy places the organism in Eukaryota, Dinophyceae, Suessiales, Symbiodiniaceae. The record is from the annotation of a GenBank genome assembly.
AUGCCGACGAAGCACCCGUCUGCUUGGAGGCUGAACAAAGGCGAACAACAAGCUGUGGAAAGAGACCUCGCAACUUGGGAAGCUAGUUUGACUGGCAACUUCAGCGAAGAAGAGAAGACGCGUCUACGAGAAGAUGAGCGGAAGCGCUUGGUUCGCCUCAUCCAGGAACAAAAGCACGCGCAAAGUCUCCAGAAGCAGUCAAGUGUUGGGGCCAAGAACAAAAUGAAAGCUGGCCCCCAGCUCUCAUCUGCCCACCAAGCUGCGAUGGAGCCGUCUUCCGUGGAUACUACUUGCAACAGUGAGUACUACGAAUUUUUGAAGCAAGACUUGGCUGUCAUCUCCCUAGCUCUUGGCGCCAACUUGAAGGAGAUGAAGCCCACCCCCAUUGCAGCCACUGUCCAGGAGAAGUCCGGCAUUCAGGAUGUCUACGACUUGAAUAAGGCCAAGGUCGCGCUGGAGUCCCAUGGCACCUACAUCGCCAGCUGCAACCUGUACUGGUUGGAUUGCUGGAAAAAUCCAGCGCCAGGAGUGCCUCUCAACCGUUUGCGGGUGCAACAGCUUGCUGAUUUCUACUUCCCGGAAGAUCGCCCGAACAACUUCUUUCAAAAGCUUCUAGAAGUACAAGUGGAUGUCGCAGCUUUGACAGACCAACCGUCUGGCCUGGUGGUGAUCUCGCCUUUGGAGAUCAUCCACGCCAUUUUUCUCAAAGCAGCUGAAGAGCUUGGCAAGGCAGGUGUCAGCGCAGCCAGCAAGACAGCUUGGAAGAACGCCUUGACUGCAGUGCCUGUGGUCAUGACUGCGUGCUCGGAAGCCGACGUGUGGGUGCAUGCGUUGAACAAGCGGCAGCUUGUGCAGCAGGAGCACGAGAGCUUAACCCGCACUGCUUGGCAAAAUGCUGCUGAACUCUACCAUCUUCAGGCGCUGAUGGAAAAGCUGGAGGGUCGCAAGCUAUCUGACCCGGAAGUUGUACAGCUUUUGAAGAGCAAGCAUUUGAUGACUGCGCAGAAAGGCUCUGGCCAGUCAGCAGUAGAUGUGUCGAACUACUGCGAGUGGAACUUCACGGCUUCCAAGUCCAUUGUCACUAAGUUGCAGUCCGACCAGGUGAUCAGCAACAUCGUGAACAAACAGGAAACUUUGAAAGGUUCUGACAGUUGCUUCAACAGCUUGGUGAAGUUGGAGAAAUUGGCGCAGCGCCCCAGUUGCUUGGCGUCCCGGAGGUUCAUCUUCCAGCUCAUUGAUGAUCUGCUGUGCCACGGUGUCAUCAAAGACGAAGACCUGAGCAAGAAGGACAUGAUCGGUGGCUCCAACAACCCUGGCAGCAUUCACCUCUACGAGUUCAAAUGGCGCUGCUUGACAUACAUCUUGGACAUCAUGUGCGUGCAGGCGAAGCUCAAAGAUUCUGAUAGAGUUCUUCUCAAAGACCAUCUCCGAGAUCCUGCCACGACUCGAACCAACACAGUGGACAACGUCAGCUGGCAAGGAUCACUGACAAAGGCCUCCCUGGAAGCGCUCACUUUCAUCCACGACGUGGUCUUCCUCAAGCAGUACGACAAUAUCCUGCGGCAAGGAAUCAAACCACACUCACACCCAGAGAUUUUGAAUGAGAUGGAGACCAUCCUGGAAGCCUGGAACCGAGUCGUGAACCUACGAGAAAAUGAGCUGGCAGAAGAGAAAGCUGCUUUGCAAGCUCUGGACGGCAAGGCUGACGAAAACGAGGAGGAAGAGGCUGGUGCGGAAGGUCAAACCCCGGACCACCUCCUCAAGUUGGCAAGAAAAAUGCCAAACACCUUGCCCAAGCAUUCCCCGCAGUACUGGAGGGCGGUUGCAAACCAGACAGUCCGCAUGUAUGUGGAAUUCGUCACUGAGCCCACAAACACAUCCGGGGUCACUACGAUGGUGGAGAAGCUCCAGUUGCCAAGCCCUGAAGUUGGUAAAACUUGCACCCUCGUCCACAUCGACACGUCUCUUUUGGGUGAAAGUGUGGGGCCAGGCUCUCAAGAAAACCUUCGCAAAGUCUGGAAGCCGGAUGAAACGCUGAUCCAGAAACUGCUUGGAUCCACUCUGGUUGGCUUGGGCGCCCAGCAAGACAAAAACGGCAAGUGCCAGUGCCCUGGAGAAGGUGUUUUAGCUGCCGUGUUCGAUCCUCUUGGAGUGUUGCCAAAGACUUUCAUGAAAGACAGCACUUCGCAGCCUGUGUGGUUGAUGUUCAACGAGGAGAGCAUUCGUUCCAGGAAGAAAAGAGUGAAGGCCCACUCCUACAGCCAGCGAAUGGAGUUCACGCUCUAUUCCGACAAAGCCCUGAGCGUCCUUCUUCCAGACAAGCCCCGGGCGAUCUACUCUGGCUGGUCGUCUGGAGACGCGAUUGGAUUCGUGACUGCGCUGCCAGCUACAGGUCUUUGGAAGAUGGCGAGGAAGGACAAAGUUGAACUCCUUGGAGAGAAGCGCUGCGUAGCCUUGCCAGAGGUCGACCCCAAGGCCAUUGCUGAGCACGAAGAAACCGUCUUCAGCACCAGCAUUUCUCCCAGUGAGUUGUACCAAGAGUUGGUUGCUAGCUACUGCGCUGCAGCAGUAGUGGAUUUGUCCCCCGCACAAGGGGAAUUUUGCAAAGCUUGCCUUGCCAGCCGCACCAAAAUCGUUGCAGUUUGUGGCACGGAAAGCCAUGCAUCUCGGCUGGAACUUGUCCUGACGGACCAUAUCUUGGGCGAGCUGUCUCGUGAAGGGUCCACCUACUUUCGACCCGAGUCUGUGGCAAAGGAAGGUGAAGAAUCCAAAGGUGGCAAAGGCAAAGACGGUGCGGAAGAGAAGAGCAAAAAAAAGAAGAUCGAUCCCGACGCCAAGGCUGGCGCCAAGAAAAAAAUUCGUAAGACAAAGAAAAAUGCUGAGGAAGAGGAAGCCGGAGAAGAUGGUGAGGAAGACGAGGAGGAGCAGGAAGACACCAGCGCCAAGCCCAAGAAGAAGCCACGCAAAGCCAAGAAAGACGACGAAGAGGCUGACGGGGUCUCCUCUGACAUGUGGUGA